AUGCCCUACAUUUUGAUAAGAGGGAAUCUUGCAUCGUAUGGGCAUAAAAACCCGUGGCGUGUUUUGGUAUCAGGCUUGAAAGCUGGCGACAUAGAGCAGCUCAAAAGAUUUGCCUGUGGAGGAUACUGCGACGACUCCACUAUUGUCUACCUACAACAUCCCUGUGUUAUUUUAAGUGCGUUAGAGGUAUUGGGUUACAAGGUUGUGGCCUCUAGUUCAACAGCAGUGAAACAGGACUAUAAUGAAUAUAUGUGGACUAUGCGAAAGGAAUUUUCUGAACCAGAACCAUCAAUAAUUGUGGAGCAGGAUAAUAUUACAAACUUCAGCAAGGAGGCUAUGCACCUUGGAAACUAUCAUCAUCCAGCAAAAGACGAUGAGGUUUAA
This is a messenger RNA of Diatraea saccharalis (sugarcane borer), 384 nucleotides long. The record is from the annotation of a GenBank genome assembly. Lineage: Eukaryota; Metazoa; Arthropoda; Insecta; Lepidoptera; Crambidae.